Molecule: messenger RNA, 1429 nt
Organism: Drosophila grimshawi
Lineage: Eukaryota; Metazoa; Arthropoda; Insecta; Diptera; Drosophilidae
Product: probable serine/threonine-protein kinase DDB_G0271402
Exons: 3
Coding region: 42-1151 (369 amino acids)
Biological process (GO): regulation of transcription by RNA polymerase II
Cellular component (GO): nucleus; transcription regulator complex
Molecular function (GO): DNA binding
Source: RefSeq, a predicted model, not a curated record
AGGCAGCGGCAACUGCAGCAGCAGCAGCAGCAACAACCAAAAUGAACACUCGACGCAGCACAGGAAGCAUAAACAACAACAGCAACAACAACAACAACAAAAACAACAGCAGCAGCAGCAAAAGGAGCUUGAACAACAGUUUGUAUGGAGCAGCGCUGACCACAAAAACGAUAACGCCGGAGUUGCACGCGAUCAAUGCGAAGAUCUGUCGAUUGGUGGAACUGCAUCCCUGCAUGUACGAUCGCUCGUGUCCGACGUACAUGCGAAAGUCGUAUGUGGAACAGGCCUGGGAGGAUAUAUCAAAGAAAAUGAACGAUACCGUUGACAACUGCAAGGAGCGCUUCAGGAAUAUUCGCACGAGUUUUGCACGGUCCAUCAACGUGCAACGUGGCUCGAAUCGCAUCAAGCCGUAUUAUCUCAGCGAGGAGCUAGAGUUCUUAAAGAGGCACAUUACGCCCGGCGUGCCGGUGCCUGUCAAGGGCAGACGUUCACGAGACGGCAAUCGGCGGGGCGACGAUAACGACGAUUAUGACGACAACGAGGAUGAGCAUCAUGCGGGAGCGCUGCUGCAUAUAAAGCACUCAAUGAGUAGCGACGGCAGCACCGACGAUAGCUCUGAGUGGGUGGCGGACGAGCAUGCGCAGAGCUUGGCCAGCCAGACGCUGGAUAAACCCGAGUCUGAGUUGCACUCACAUAGCGAUGAUGCCGACCAGAAGCCGACCAAUUUGCAGGUGCAGCCGAUUGUUACACCGCAAACAUGCCCCUUUCCGCCCAAGAAGCGGCGUCGCUUGCCCGCAGACCUGAUGGCCAAAUCGAAUGAAGUAAUUGCAAAUAGCGCAGAGGCGGAAGAUUCACCCGUGGAUAACAAGCCGGCAGUGAUGGACUUUGAUGACGCCUUCCUGCAGGGCAUUCGACCCGAAAUGAAUCUCAUGAACUUCCACCAGAAGCUGUACUUUAAGCGACGCGUCUACGACUUGCUUGGCGAUAUAUUUGAGAGUGCCGAGAUUGCCAACGGUCAAGCACGCUCCAACGGGCAGUCUGAAGCUGCGCCUACAUCGCCAACAUCUCUGCAGCAUCUGGGCCUCUUUGCGCGCUCGGGGACACUGCAGCUGCCAAAGCUGGCUCCCAAACCAACCUCCAAAGAGCUAUAGGUAGAAUUAAUUAUGAUACUGUGCCCUCCUCCCCCCUAAACAGCAGUGCCCAAAGACGGCCGCAGCUGCAAACAGAGCUGUGUAAUCCAUUCGAAUUUACGCUGUACAGUUAUUUCACAUACCCAUUGUUUUGGGUAUACCUAUAGUUGUAAGACGUUACACAUUUUGAGAUGUAAUAUUUACAUUCGAUACUAUGUAUUUACACACAUGAUUGCAUAAUUAUAAGUAAGCAAAGGCCUCACUAAGUUCGCAACAAAUAUACUAAGAGUUCACUUGGU